Messenger RNA from Entamoeba histolytica HM-1:IMSS, 2487 nucleotides. RefSeq lists its product as uncharacterized. Gene Ontology annotation, molecular function: ATP hydrolysis activity. The record is from RefSeq and is a predicted model, not a curated record. Gene Ontology annotation, biological process: double-strand break repair. Lineage: Eukaryota; Evosea; Mastigamoebida; Endamoebidae. The transcript has a single exon. Bases 1 to 2487 code for a protein of 828 amino acids.
AUGUCAAAAGUAGUAGUUAAAUUUCUUUUAAAUGGAAAAUGUGUUGCAACUAAACCACUAAAUUCACAAGAUAAUUUGAAAAUAGUCAGAGAGAAAAUCAAAGAAAAGAUAUCUGAUUCUCAACACUUUUUAACGAAAGACGGAGAUGUAAUUGAUGCGAAUGAUGAAGAGUGUCGUAUUGUACAAGAUGUAAUUGAUGAAAAAAGAGUAAUAAAUAUUAAAGAAACAGAAGAUAAAAAAGGAAUAAGAAUAAAGAUAAAUGAUAAGAUAAUUACCACUAUUGAAAUUGAUACUAAAACAUAUUUAAGUGAUGUUAGAAAAAUAGUUCAAAAUAUUCCAAAUUCAGCAUAUUUCUAUAUUACUGACGAUGAUAGAGUUGAAAGAGAUGAUGAAGAUGUAUUUACUGUAGAAGAUAUAAUUAAUAAUGAAGAAAUUAAUCUUAAAGAAGAGAAAGAAAAUACACCAGAAAUAAAUGAUAUAACAAUUGGAAUAUGUUUGAAUGGAAACCCACUGAUAAAAAAACAACUCAACAAGAAUAUUUCUCUUUCAGAUGUUAGAAAAGAAUUUGAAAAUGUAAAACAAAUUCCAAAAGACUUUGUGUUUGAAGAUCUAGAGGGAUUUAAAAUACCAACUGAUGAUGAACAAUCAUUAAAACUAACAUCUAUUUUGCAUGAUAACAAAGUCAACAUAACAACAGGAGUUACUGAUGUAUCUGAACCAAGUACUACCACAUCUUUUCUAGGUUCACCAAAUAAUAGUACAAUACCUGGCAAUUCUUUAACUAAUUGUAUCAUAUCUGAUACGUCUCCAAAUAAUACCAAAACAGAAGAAACUGAUGCUUCACCAAGUAAUACAGAUGUGUCUGAACCAAAUAUUCCAAUUGAAGGAAGUAAAAGAUUGAAAAGUCAUGAAAAUGGAAAGUUGAAAAUAUAUUUAUAUCCAAAUCAACCAUUUAAUCAGAAAGAUGAGAAUGAUGCAAUUGCAAUUUUAGUUGUUGGUGAAACAGGAAGUGGAAAAACUACAUUAUUAAAUAGUUUUGUAAAUGCAAUAUAUGGAAUAAAAAUAACAGACGACUUUAGAUAUAUAAUUAUAAAUGAAGAUCAUUUAGAACAGUAUGGAGAAAAGUCUGUAAGUCAAACAAGUGAAGUAACAAUUUAUAAUAUUAAAAGAACAAAAAGAACACCACCAAUCAAAAUAAUAGAUACACCAGGAUUUGGAGAUACAAGAGGAAUUGAAUGGGAUACAGAAAUUACUAAACAAAUAAAAAAAGCAUUUGAAACGAAAGUAUUUGAUUUAAAUGCUAUUUGUUUUGUUGCAUCAUCAAGUAAUGUAAAACUAACAGUAAGUCAAAAGUAUAUAUUUGGGAAUAUUAUUAACUUAUUUGGGAAAGAUGUUAAAAAGAAUUUUAUUGCAAUGCUUACAUUCUGUGAUGGUGAAGAGCCACAAGUUAUAAAUGCAUUAAAAUCAAAAGAUUGUAUUUUCAGUACAAUUAUUCCAGAGAUCGAUGAGCCAUGGUAUUUAAAAUUUAAUAAUUCAGCUAUUUAUAGUGACAAGACAGAAGAUGUAUUUACACAAAUGUUUUGGAAAUUAGGUAUGAAGAGUUUUGAUGACUUUAUAACAAAAUUAGAAAUAUUACCGAGAAAAUCAUUAGAGAAAUCGAAAGAAGUAUUAAGGAAAAGAGAAUGUAUUAAGGCUCAAAUUGAAGGAAUAAGAAUAUCAUUGAAUAAUGGGUUGGCAAAAAUGAACGAAAUAAAACAGAUAUAUGAACAAUUGAAGGAAAAUCAGGAUAAAGUUAAAAAUAAUGAAAAUUUUACUUUUACUACAGAAGUAGAAGUACAAAAAAUAGUUGACUUAAAGUCAGGAGAAUCUGCAACGAAUUGUAAUAAAUGUCAUAAAACAUGUCAUCACCCAUGUCAUGUUCCAUCUUUAAUUUCAUAUUUUACAAAUAUACUUUGUACAUGCAUUGAUUUUUAUGGGUAUUGUAAAGUAUGUGGUUGUCCUUCAUCAGAACACGUAAAUGAAUCACGUAAGUAUGAAUAUGUAAUUGAGAAAAAAGAAGAAACAAAAGAAGAAGUAUUUGAAAGAUAUAAUGAAGGUAAAAAAGGUGUUGCUAAUGCAGAAGCUAUGUUAAAAAAGUUAGAAGAAGAGUUUUAUAAAAUUCAAAUGGAUUGUCGUGAUAAACAACAAGAAAUCGUCGAAUGUGUUAAUACAUUAUCUGAAAUUGCGUUAAAUAAUAAAGUUACUAGUUCAAAUGAAUAUUUAGACAUGUUGAUUCAAACAGAAAAUGAUGAAAAGAAACCAGGAUACGAAGCAAGAAUUGAAGGAUAUAAAAAAUUAAAAAAAGCAAAUGAAAUGAUAGAAGAUAUUAUGAAAAAUUCAACAACAAAAAAGAGUGAGGCUGAGAUUAAGGCAGAAGUUAAAAGAAGAAUGAAAGAAGAGGGAAAAUCAAAAAUGAAUAAAUCUGGAGAUGAUUGUGUUAUUUGUUAA